Molecule: messenger RNA, 969 nt
Organism: Aureobasidium musti
Lineage: Eukaryota; Fungi; Ascomycota; Dothideomycetes; Dothideales; Saccotheciaceae
Source: the annotation of a GenBank genome assembly
AUGGAUUCACAACCCAAAACACGCUUUUUCAUCAUCUCCGAUACCCACGGAGAUGACCUCACCCACUACCCAAUCGAGCCCGUCGACGUAGUAAUCCACUGCGGCGACCUAACCGAAGAAUCAAAACUAUCAGAAUACAAGCAAGCAAUCAAACUCCUCAACACCAUCAACGCACCCCUCAAACUCGUAAUAGCCGGAAACCACGAUUUCACCCUCGACGACACGUUAUACCGUAAAAAACUUGCCGAAUCGUAUUUACCGUUACCACAAGGAGAUUGUUCUGUAAAAAGCAUCUAUGGCGAUUUUGGAGAAGCUAGAGCUUUGUUUGAUGCAGAAAGAUUUAACAAUUCGGGGAUUGUGUUUUUGGAGGAGGGAGUUCAUGAUAUUGAGCUGGCUAAUGGUGUGGUUUUAAGGGUAUACGCUAGCCCUUUUGUACCCUCGGAGGAAAAUCACUAUGGAUACCAUUAUGAUCCACUGCCCGGCCAUACUUGGGAUAUCCCUUCUGAUGUGGAUAUAGUGACAACGCAUUCACCACCCAAAGGAGUUUUGGAUUUCAGCACAAUGACGAGGAAUCGAGCGGGCUGCGAGAUGUUGUUUUCUGCGGUUGCGAAGGCGAGGCCGUUGAUGCAUUGCUUUGGGCAUAUCCAUGAGGCUUGGGGAGCAAAGAAAGUCGCUUGGAAAGAUUUGAAUGGUGCCUACAUGUCUCAUAUGACAGCCAUCGAUGGGGAAAAGUCUGAGGUGCUACAGAGUUUGGCCAAGUUGAGAGGUGAAGGAGCUGAAGCAAAAGAAGAUGAGCAUGUUCGGCAAAGGUUGAAAGAAAUGGAAGAUAGAGGGUACUGCUAUGCUGCUCCUGAGUUGGAGAAGGAUAGGCAGACACUNUUUGUCAACGCCUCCAUCGAGGGACCGGACCUGUUGACGCAACAGCUGCCUUGGUUGAUAGAGCUCGACAUUCCCAAGCGCCAGAUAUGA